UUCAAGUCUCCACCACACCACACAACACCAUCUUUUAAUAAAGAUAUCAUAUCAUUACUCUUUAACACUCUCUCUGUCUACUACUACUAGUACUAGCAACCAAUUUUUUCACUCCUUCAUUUGACUUUUAACUAAUGCAUGUGUAUGCUCUUCUACUCAUCAACUGAUCUUUUACUCACUCACUCAAUGGAGUUCAAUCUUGAAUACCCUUUUACAAAUUUCCAAGACCUUGUCCUUGAUGAUGAUACAGAAACCUUACCAUCUCUCUUCCUCGUUGAAUCUGAUCACAUGCCUUCAGAGGACUAUCUGAAGUCUCUCAAGAGCAGUUCUUCUGAUUUCUCUGUUAGGCAACACACUAUCUCUUAUAUCUUCCAGUUUUCCUGUGACUUUGAUCCGUUAUUAUCAUAUCUUGCUUCCAAUUACAUGGAUCGUUUUUUAUCAACCCAAGCAUUGCCGCAACCAAAGCCUUGGAUGCUUAGGCUUCUUGCAAUCUCUUGCAUAUCUCUGGCGGCAAAGAUGAGGAAAAUAGAGUUCACUCUCACUGAUUUUAAGGAGGAUGGAGGACUAAUAUUUGACACACAAACUAUAGAGCGAAUGGAGUAUCUCGUCUUGGGAGCUCUGAAAUGGAGAAUGCGUUCAAUUACUCCCUUUUCUUUCCUCUCCUUUUUCAUUCCUCUGUUCAAGCUCAAAGACCCUCCAUUAAAACAAGCUCUUAAAGCUCGGGCAAUUGAAAUCAUUUUCAAAGCUCAAAGUGAUAUCGAGAUUUUAGAGUUCAAGCCAUCAAUUAUCGCUGCAGCGGCUCUUCUCUCUGCCUCUCUUGAACUAUUUCCUUUGCAAUUCUCUUGCUUUAGAAAGGCAAUUUCCAACUGUUCAUAUGUAAAUAAGGAAAAGAUGUUGGAGUGCUACAAUUGCAUAGAAGACAUAAUGAUGGAUGGAUACGAGUCAGGAUUUGAAACGGUGUCCAGCUCAGACACGCCAGUCAAUGUACUUGACCGGCGAUUUUCAAGCUCAGAAAGUGAUAAGACCCUUGGCUCCACCACCACCACCACCACAGCCCCCAAUACUCAGCAUAGCCUAGAGAGAGAUGCCAAGAGGAGAAAAAUGAAUGGUUUCUGUGACAAUCACCAGCUUUCCCAGGCCCAACAGCACACCGCUAAUGCAACUGGUUUCUAUAGUUAAUCAAUCGCCUGGUCCUUUUGAGAGUGACCCUAGCUAGCUACCUAGCAGCAGGC
This is a messenger RNA of Pistacia vera, 1232 nucleotides long. Its product is annotated as putative cyclin-D6-1. The transcript is spliced from 6 exons. Gene Ontology annotation, cellular component: nucleus; cytoplasm; cyclin-dependent protein kinase holoenzyme complex. Bases 139 to 1179 code for a protein of 346 amino acids. Gene Ontology annotation, biological process: mitotic cell cycle phase transition; regulation of cyclin-dependent protein serine/threonine kinase activity. NCBI's taxonomy places the organism in Eukaryota, Viridiplantae, Streptophyta, Magnoliopsida, Sapindales, Anacardiaceae. Gene Ontology annotation, molecular function: cyclin-dependent protein serine/threonine kinase regulator activity. The record is from RefSeq and is a predicted model, not a curated record.